Symbiodinium natans is the source of this 2148-nucleotide messenger RNA. NCBI's taxonomy places the organism in Eukaryota, Dinophyceae, Suessiales, Symbiodiniaceae. The record is from the annotation of a GenBank genome assembly.
AUGACGUGGGAAACCCAAGCUGAACCAGCGGCUGGGGCAGACCCUUGGGAUAAAAAUGACCCCUGGCAGAAGGACUCCCAACCAGCGCUGCAGGAUGCUGCUUGGUCUGCGACCGACGGAAAUGGUUACCAGUCUGGCCAGACGUGGGACUACAGCAGCAAAGGCCAAGGCGAAGAACAAGGUGACUCUUGGGGGGGCAACGGUGGCUGGUGGGAGGAUGCUCAAGGAGGCGGAGGAGGAGCAGGAGAUGGAGCAGCAGCCAACGACGAUGGGCAGAAUGGAUGGGGCAACUGGAACAAGUCGAAGUCUGCAGAUGCAUGGGCAUCCAACUCGUGGCAGACAAACCAGCAGCCAGCCGAGACCGCGGAAGAUAUGAACAAGCGUCGGCACGAAACCUACCGGCGAGAAUACUAUGAUUGUCAGCAAUGGUACAAGGAGCAGGGUAUCACCCCAGAUACCCACAACUCAAAAUGCAAAUUCUCAGACGAGUCAGGCCUCAGGGGAGAGGACUUCGGGUUGUACAACUCAGUCGAAGUCAAGGUCACUGGAGAUGGGGCGGAAAGUCUGCCGAAGCAUCUUGACACGUUUGAGGACUUGUUUGCCAGGUUUGACAACAUCCCCAAGCAACUGGAGGAAAACCUGAAGUUGCUGAAGUUCGAGUUCCCCACUCCAGUGCAGAAAUUUGCUGUGAUUGCUGGCCUGGCCGGACGGGAUGUCAUGUGCUGUGCUCAGACAGGAAGCGGUAAGACAGCAGCAUAUCUCAUCCCGAUGCUUGCGAGCAUGAUGAAGAAUCACAGAGCCACAGGCGCACUGAAAGAGCCCUUUGAGGGUCCGUGCGAGCCAGACACACUCAUUUUAGCUCCAACGCGAGAGCUGGCUCUUCAAAUCUACGAUGAUGCGCUUCGAUUCUGUUAUGGCACCGAGUAUCGCGUCAUUCGCGUCUAUGGGCAGGAGAAGCGAGAGAACCAAAUUCGUGAUUUCUGCAAGGGUGCCGAUAUUUGUGUGGCCACUCCUGGCCGCUUCGCAGACUUUGUGGAGGCAGAGAUCAUCAGUGUGAAGAAGACCUACUGCCUGGUGCUGGAUGAGGCUGACCGCAUGAUGGACCUGGGCUUUGAAGAAACCAUCCGUGAGCUCGUGGAAAAGCGUGGGAUGCCAACCAACACAGAGCGUCAGACGAUGAUGUUCUCCGCCACAUUCCCAGCGGUAAUCCAACAAACAGCUGAGAACUACCUGCACAAUCACCUGUUUGUGAGGGUGGGGAGGCUCGGCAGCCCUGCCGCAACUGUCACACAGGUGCUGUACAAGGUGGACAAAAAAGAGAAGCUCGACAAGCUGGUAGAGGUCAUUGACAGCUGGAUGCGGAACUCUCGGGAAACAGGCCAAGAGCGAAUGCUGGUCUUCACAAACAGCAAGAACCAGACCAAAGCCCUGGAUGAGUACCUCUGGGACAAGGAAGUUGCCAAGACCGGUGCUCUGCAUGGCGACCUCGACCAGCCGAAGCGAGAAUCGAAUCUCGAACUGUUCCGUGAGGGCAAGAUCCAGGUGAUGCUGGCGACGGACGUGGCAGCCAGAGGACUCGACAUCAGCAAAGUGUCCCAUGUGGUGAACUAUGAUCUGCCGAAGGAGCCACCUAUCUACGUACAUCGAAUUGGCCGUACCGGCCGCAUUGGCCACCGUGGCACAGCUCUCAGCUUCGUUACCAUGGAAGAGGGUUGGUGGAUGGAUAAUGAGGAGAUGCUGCGGGAGUUGCCCACAUUCAUGGAGGGGGCGCCGAACACCGUAGUGCCAGACUGGCUGCUGGAGAAGUGCCAAACGCUUACGGCGGGAGAAUGGGCCUCGAAAGAAGAAGACACGAAGGAUGCCCGAGAAGCCUGGUCGAAGUGGCAGCCUCCUACAGAUGCUGGUGAUGGGAAUCAGACCAGCCAAGAGGCUUGGAAGGACGAUGUCUGGGAUCAGAACGGCACCGACCAGAGUGGUCAUCAGGCAAAUGAAGGUGGACAUGGUGGACAGGAUGCUCAAUAUGGCGAGUCGUGGGCCCAGCAGGAUGCCCAGAACGGCGAGUCGUGGGGCCAGCAGGAUGCUCAGACAGGCGAGUCGUGGGGCCAGCAAGAUGCCCAGAACGCCGAGUCGUGGGGCCCGUACAUGUAG